Molecule: messenger RNA, 2527 nt
Organism: Boeremia exigua
Lineage: Eukaryota; Fungi; Ascomycota; Dothideomycetes; Pleosporales; Didymellaceae
Exons: 3
Coding region: 276-2303 (675 amino acids)
Molecular function (GO): protein binding
Source: RefSeq, a predicted model, not a curated record
UGGAAGCCGCACCAUUGCAUGCUGAACACAAUCAGACUUGAAUGAGCGGCAAGCAGCGAAAUGCGCCUUCUGGCGAUUUUUGAUUGGUGUUGCUCAGAGCCACUGUCUUGAGCUCCAGCCAUCUUUUUCUGGGGCUUGUCGCUGUCAAAGUUGUAAAUGUUUCGCACCGAUCGAAGCUUCUGGAAGGCAUUCCUCAACUAGUACAACACGUUCGACCAAAGUUCAGCAGCGGAGACUAAAAUUCAGUUACACCAGGCUUCCCGAGAUCGCCUCUCAUGGUUCUUCCUUCCCUCUUUAACAGGUCGCCGUCAAAGAAGUCCAAAGACGCCACCCCGGCUCUCGCCCACCGAACCUCGUCAACGCCCAACUUGCAAGGCACCCCUCCAGUCUCGCCGGACAAAAAAUCGCACUCCCGCGUCAAGGAGCGGGAACGCACUAGCAGCAGCCGGCGCUCCUCCACAUUCUCGUCGAAGCGCUCGUCCAAGUACGACCCCGACACCCACCCACUAAAUUUGUCCCCGGAAGAGCGGCAGCGCUUGUCCUUCUCAGCCAUGUCAGCCAUGGAUGUUGACCGCGACUCAUCCUCGCCCGCACCGUCCAGCCCCGCUGCAGAGAUCCCCGGUGGCUUUCCCAGGACGAAUGGCACAAAUGGCGACCACGAGAGCCGUCCUGCUCCUCCGCCACACCGAUACACAAAAAGCCCGCCGCCGAACAGCGGCAAUUACGCUGCCACGCCCGAGGCUGCCACUCCGCCUGCGGAGAUGCCCACCAUAGACGCCGAGGAGUACAAGGCUGCGGGCAACAAGUUCUUCAAGAUUAAGGACUACCCUGCAGCCAUCAAGGAAUAUUCCAAGGCAAUCGAGGCUGACCCCAAGAAUGCCACCUACUACUCCAACCGCGCAGCCGCCUACAUCUCCGCCAACCGUUUCGCCGAGGCGCUGGGGGACUGCAAGACCGCCGACGAACUGGACCCAAACAACAUGAAGAUCAAGCUGCGACUGGGCCGUGUGCUCACCAGCCUGGGACGGCCAGACGAAGCGCUCCAGGUCUACCACUCGAUCAAUGCUACAGCGAAGGAUAUGCAGCCUGCGUUGACCAUGAAGAAGAACAUCGACAUGGCUGACCAGACCUCAAAGGACGGCGGUGGUGGCUCGAUGGUCAUCUACGCCCUCAACGAGGCUGAGAAGGGCCUCGGCAGUGGUGUCGAUCGCCCACGGAAAUGGCAGCUCCUGCGCGGUGAGGCUCAUCUGCGCAUGGGCAACGUCAAUGCUUUGGGAGAGGCUCAGAAUGUUGCCAUGUCGAUGCUGCGAAACAACAACCAAGACCCAGAUGCGCUCGUGCUCAGAGGCCGCGUCCUGUACGCCCAAGGCGAGAACGAUAAGGCGAUCCAGCACUUCAGGCAGGCACUGAGCUGCGAUCCUGACUUCAAGGAUGCUGUCAAGAACCUUCGCAUGGUGCAAAAACUCGAACGCAUGAAGGAGGAGGGCAACACUGCCUUCAAGGGCGGUCGAUUCCAGGCAGCCAUUGACACAUACGGCAAGGCUCUUGAAGUCGACCCGACAAACAAGUUCACAAACUCAAAGAUCCUGCAGAACCGUGCCCUAUGCCACUCCCGUCAGAAGAGCUGGUCGGCCGCGAUUGCCGACUGCGACAAGGCUCUUGAGCUGGACCCGAGUUACACAAAGGCGCGUAAGACAAGAGCGAAGGCACUGGGCGAGUCUGGCAAUUGGCAGGAGGCUGUCCGUGAUCUGAAGGCAAUCCAGGAGGAGAACCCGGCCGAGCCCGGCAUUGCUAAAGACAUCCGCAACGCUGAGCUGGAGGAGAAGAAGGCUCAGAGGAAGGACUACUACAAGAUUCUCGGCAUUGAGAAGGACGCCACAGAACAGCAGAUCAAGAAGGCUUACCGCAAGCUCGCCAUUGUACACCACCCCGACAAGAACCCAGGUGACGAGGAGGCUGCCGAGAGGUUCAAGGAGAUCCAGGAGGCGCACGAGACUCUCAGCGACGAACAGAAACGUGAACGAUACGACUCUGGCGCUGACCUCGUGGAUCCUUCCGAUAUGUUCGGUGGCGGCGGAAUGGGGGGUGGUAUGGGCGGAAUGGGCGGUGGCAUCGACCCCGAGAUUCUCAUGCAGAUGUUUGGAGGCGGUAUGGGAGGCGGACGUGGCGGCGGUGGCGGUGGUUUCCACUUCCAGGGCGGCGGCGGCGGCAACCCCUUCGGCGGCGCUGGUAUGGGUGGUGGCAUGCCUGGCGGCGGUCGCAGGGGCCAGCAAGGAGGGUUUCCAGGCGGCUUUUCGUUUUAAAGGGAACCUGCCUGAGCACACUUCCAGCUCGGCAUCGAUCCUCGUUCCUCGACAAACGGCCCACGGCAGCCACCCCAGUAACGUCCCGCACGAUCCACGAUCUACUUCACGAGCGCAUCUAUUGGCUUGGUUUACUUCCUUCGUGUCUAUACCACACAUUUGGUUCUACGCAUGGCGUUGGGUAAGGGAAGCGCGAGCUGCAGGCGCUAGUAGAAACAUAGACU